AUAGGUUUCGUGAGUUUUGGGGCUGCCAUGGACGCAAAGCAAGACAGAAAGAUAUUUGUGGGUGGAAUAACAGGGGAGGUUGAUGAAGAUAUCUUGGAAGAACACUUCAGUAGAUACGGCGUGGUAGAAGAGUGUGUGAUCGUUUUGGAUAAAAUCACUCGUCAACCUAGAGAGUUUGGUUUUGUUACCUUCACUGACCCGUUAGUGGCCAAGAGAGUAUUGGAAGAAGAAAACCACUCCAUCUUUGGCAAGACGAUUGAUGUAAGGCCUUCGGAACCAAAGCGUGAGAGAAACCAAAUUUAUCAAGAAGAGCAAUAUGUUCAACAUCAAGGUUACAUCCCUACAAAGAUUUUUGUGGGAGGUUUACCACAUGAUCUAACUGAAGAUGAAUUCAGAGACUACUUUGCUAAGUUUGGUGCAAUUGAUGAUGGAAUCAUAAUAUAUGACAAGGAAAGCAACACACCUAAAGGUUUCGGAUUCAUUACUUUUGAAUCUGAUGAUGCUGUUGUCGAUGUCUUGCAUAAACAGAAAAACAAAUUUCAUGAACUGAAAGAUAAGCAGGUGGAGGUAAUGAGAGCUCUUCCUGAAGUUAAGAAGAACUGGCAUGGAAUGUGGAGAUGGCUUCAAUUUGACGAUCUUGCUUUCGGUAUUGAUCGUUUUUUUUGCUUUAGUUGUGGAGGUGCUUACGGUUAUGGACACUUUCAAGGGUGUUUAUAUUGGCCAAAUCCGUAUCAUGGGGUUUGGAAUAUUAUUAGGGUUAUCCAUGCUAAUUGGAUUGGUGGUGAAGUAGUUGAUCAAAGUGCUUGGAAUGGUUAUUCUGAUCAAAACAAACUUACUCAUGUAAACUCAAUCACAAGUUGCUGA
Molecule: messenger RNA, 864 nt
Organism: Rosa chinensis
Lineage: Eukaryota; Viridiplantae; Streptophyta; Magnoliopsida; Rosales; Rosaceae
Product: heterogeneous nuclear ribonucleoprotein 1
Exons: 2
Coding region: 28-864 (278 amino acids)
Molecular function (GO): RNA binding
Source: RefSeq, a predicted model, not a curated record